This is a messenger RNA of Mastomys coucha (southern multimammate mouse), 1688 nucleotides long. RefSeq names its product Fc fragment of IgG receptor and transporter (gene Fcgrt). Gene Ontology annotation, biological process: immune response. The record is from RefSeq and is a predicted model, not a curated record. Gene Ontology annotation, molecular function: beta-2-microglobulin binding. Gene Ontology annotation, cellular component: external side of plasma membrane. The coding region runs from base 407 to 1504 and encodes 365 amino acids. The transcript has 7 exons. NCBI's taxonomy places the organism in Eukaryota, Metazoa, Chordata, Mammalia, Rodentia, Muridae.
CAGAGGCCCAGGGGUGUGCUUAGGAACUAGUGGGUGGAGUUGGAUGCCCUCAGAGUUCCCCAGUCCUAGCUGUGUACAGGCAGGAUGUAAGAAAAGAACUGGAGGCCCCAGCAGAGGAUCCAUCGGCUGCAGGCAAAGAGGGAAGCAAAGAGGAACAGGGGCCCAGGCUGAGCGUCAGAGGAGGAGGCCGAGGCCAGGAUCCCUAGUUCUGUAAUUAAUUAACUAAAGUGGAUCAAAUGAGAAGGUGAAAGUUCACACAGGAACACUCCUGUCGUCUUGCACUGGGUCUCCAUCCCACCAUCCAGCAUCCUGGUCUAAGAAGAGUCCACAGGGACCUUGUGAAGAAUCAACAAAGCAGGGUCCAGAGGAGUCACGUGUCCCUUCCACUCCGGAUCGCCCUGUCAGAAUGGGGAUGUCCCAGCCCUGGGUCCUCAGCCUCUUGUUGAUCCUCCUGCCUCAGACCUGGGGUGCAGAGACCCGUCCCCCACUGAUGUAUCAUCUCACGGCUGUGUCAAACCCAUCUACGGGGCUUCCCUCUUUCUGGGCCACAGGCUGGCUGGGUCCUCAGCAGUAUCUGACCUACAACAGCCUGCGUCAGGAGGCUGACGCCUGUGGGGCCUGGAUGUGGGAAAACCAGGUGUCUUGGUAUUGGGAGAAGGAGACCACGGACCUGAAAAGCAAAGAGCAGCUCUUCUUGGAGGCCCUCAAGACCUUGGAGAGCCAAAUAAAUGGGACCUUCACACUGCAGGGCUUGCUGGGCUGUGAACUGGCCCCUGACAAUUCUUCAUUGCCCACCGCUGUGUUUGCCCUCAAUGGUGAGGAGUUCAUGAAGUUUAACCCAAGCAUCGGCAACUGGAGUGGGGAGUGGCCUGAGACAGAUAUCGUUGGUAAUCUCUGGAUGAAGCAGCCUGAGGCGGCCAGGAAGGAGAGCGAGUUCCUGCUAACUUCUUGUCCUCAGCGACUGCUAGGCCACCUGGAGAGGGGCCGUCGGAACCUGGAGUGGAAGGAGCCACCAUCUAUGCGCCUGAAGGCCCGUCCUGGCAACUCUGGCUCCUCGGUGCUGACCUGUGCAGCUUUCUCCUUCUUCCCGCCGGAGCUCAAGUUUCGAUUCCUGCGCAAUGGGCUAGCCUCUGGCUCUGGGAAUUGCAGCACUGGUCCCAAUGGCGAUGGUUCUUUCCACGCUUGGUCAUUGCUGGAGGUCAAACGUGGAGAUGAACACCAUUACCAAUGCCAAGUGGAGCAUGAGGGGCUGGCACAGCCAAUCACUGUGGACCUAGAUUCAUCACCCAGAUCUUCUGUGCCUGUGGUUGGAAUCGUUCUUGGUUUACUGUUGGUGGUAGUGGCCAUCGCAGGUGGUGUGCUGUUGUGGAGCAGGAUGCGCAGUGGGCUGCCAGCCCCAUGGCUUUCUCUCAGCGGUGAUGACUCCGGAGAUCUGUUGCCUGGUGGGAACUUGCCCCCGGAGGCUGAACCUCAAGGUGCAAAUGCCUUUCCAGCCACUUCCUGAUGCCAACUCAGGCCCAAUACCCACUGCAGCCUUGGUUGUGUGACCUCCUGAACUGUCUCUGAGCCUCCUGAGGAAGCCCUUGGCCGGAUGUCCUCCCGUGGACCCCCCCCUUUUGUGACCUGCUCCAGUUUCCCCUCUUAAUGUAUAUGGCUGUUUUUCAUCUCCACAUAAAAUUGGGCCCAAA